CUCAGUUUUCAAUCGGAUAGAUGUCAUUACAUGGUUACCAAGGAAGCAGAGUAAAUAACAAACUAAAAAGUUAUUCCUAAUGGACUUGAUACACACUAAAUAAAUUCCAGUAUAAAAUACACAUUUCUUUGAAUAUUGACAAAAUUCCAGUAUGAAUACUUCAAUAGCUUCCCCUGCAAUGAAUAUUUUGAAAAAUUGUGUAAAUACAUCUUUUCGAAACUCAAAAACUCGAUUAUUAAAGCUGAAAGUUACUAAAUCUUGUCACGAAAUAGGAGAGACGGUGGAUAAGAGAUUUUACAGUAGAUUAAAUUCAACUCAAGAGUCAACAAAUAUAAAAAACGACAGAAUCAACAAAAAUUCUACCCAGCUUGUAACUCCAAAAAAAUAUUCACCAAGUCUAGACAUUUUGGAAAUUCUCAGUAAAUCUAAAAGAAAUUUUAAAGAAGAUUUAGAUGUAAGGAAAGAUAAGAACAUGCUUGGUGCCUCACCCUCACUCAAUUCAAACAAUGAAUACAAUUACAAUGAUAGCCAGGGAUUAUUAUCUUCCAGCGAUUUAUCAGAUGAGAUGCUAAGAAUGCGUCUUAAUUAUGAUAAAUUGAAGUUUAACCCUGAUGAGAAUUCCGAAGUGAAAAAUGUACUGUACAAACGGUUCAAAUUUAAUAUAAAACACGAUAAGCAUCCACUUAACCAGUCAUACAAGGCAGGUCAGAAAACAAAAAUGCAGUCCAAAAAUCCUUACGCGGAAGAGAUUCAAUCUAUACAAAAUAAGAGAUUAUUAAUGGAUAUGAUGAACACAAAUCAAAUGAAUUAUAAUUUAAAUCGCAAUAGAUCAAAAUCAUUGGAAUCUUUACAUAAAAAGUUACCAAUUGAUGUGAGAGACCUUCUUUUAACCAAAGAAAAACACAAAUCACAAUUAAUUUCUGAACUGCAAAAAAGUAAACAACAUUUCUCCAGAAAAGUUGCAAAAGAUCACUGGCCGGUAAAUUAUAAGAUGUUGAACAAGCGAAAAACAAAUGUAGGAGAAUUUGUACAAUUUAAAAAAACCUUGGACAGGAAAUUUUUUAGGAAUAUAUUCUUCAAAGAAGAUUCAAAUAGGGAAAAUACAAAAGGUUUAAUAAAAAAUAGACAUCAGUUUCACAAUAAACAUAGGUAUUUAAAUACCAAUAAGAAUUCUUCAACUAUUUAUUGGAAACACAAUACCCAAAGAUCGAAAUCUUUGGAUAGCUUAGCUACGCGUUCACAACGCCUAACUGAAAAGUCAGAUUUUUUCAAAAAGUUUCAAUUAAAAGAAGUGGAUGGAAGAAAGAGCGAUAUGAUAAAAUAUUUUAUGAACCAUCAAGGAAAAGGAGAAAAACUCACUGAAAAAGUGAACGCUUAUUGCGACUUUCCCGCAUCUGUUCCAAGAUUAACGCACAGAAAUACUUUAGAACCAAGCUCGAACAUUGACAAUACAGUUCAGAGAAACAUUGAUACGAUGAACGCCAGUAGAAUAUUGAAAUUCAGAAACUACGAAGACUUUGAUCACACAAUUGAAGAGCCACAAUACAUACUUUGCAUUAAAGAUUAGAAAAAUGAGAGAAAAUAACUAGAAUUGGAUAGAUAAAUUUACUUUGGAAUUAACGUUGUAUUUGCAUGUAUAGUCCAACUUUUAGGUGUACAUUUUACGAUAAAACAGUGAGAAAGGGUUACCUAAAUAGAGUAAGGGUAUGAAAAACUUGAGAAAUCCUGAAUGAUUUGUAAUAUUAUUUGAAAACAUUUGUCCUUGUUUUGUAAUAAAAAUUCACUUUGAAACUUAAUAUUGUG
This is a messenger RNA of Nilaparvata lugens (brown planthopper), 1803 nucleotides long. RefSeq lists its product as uncharacterized. The transcript is spliced from 2 exons. Lineage: Eukaryota; Metazoa; Arthropoda; Insecta; Hemiptera; Delphacidae. Bases 152 to 1567 code for a protein of 471 amino acids. The record is from RefSeq and is a predicted model, not a curated record.